AUGGUUCAGCAGUGUGAACAGUGGACUGAAAACACAGCUCUGGGGGGUGCCAGUGCUCAGUGUGAUGGUGCUAAAAAUGUUUUGACCAAUCUUGACAGUCUAAGGUCUCUCUGUAAGGAAGUCAGGAUCCAGUUACGGAGGAUGGUCACUGAGCCAGGAGACACCACGCAACAUACCACCUAUGCAGGUUUCCCAAAUAGCUACUCCAAGCCAUAUGGCAGCACGUUAGAAACAAGUAAUGUUGACAUCAGUGCCGACAUCAACAAGAUUGUCACUGGGUUAUCCUCCCUGCUGCAGCCACCCAAAAACUCCAGGCUCAUCUCCCACAACAUGGGGGCCAUACUAAUAGGUCUGGGCGACUAUGAGACUGUGUGUGUCAGUGCAGCACAACAGUGUGACUUUGGCACACUGCCGAGUUGCAACGGACACUUUGAAUUCAGAGUCCGGGCGAAACUCGGAGGCGAGACGUCCAAAUGGUCGAAACGCGAGUUUUCCCCUGACGAAGACACUGUGAUUGGCCCUCCAACUGUGGCCUUGGUUUCCCAGAGAAACGCCAUAGAGGUGACGAUCACAGACCCAACUUUGAAGGUCUCAUCACUGAGACGCUGUUUCAGCAAAGUCACCUACGUUUUGAAGUACUGGAAAUCAGGCGAUCCAAAUCAGAUGUCGAAGUCAGUCACUGAGCAACAGAUCAGACUGAGGAACCUGGAAAAUGAAACCAAAUACUGUGUCGAGGUAUGGGUGCAUAUACCUGCCUACAAACGUGACAGCCAGCAUAGUGACAGUGUGUGUGAGACGACCUCCACCCAAGUUAAAGUGAAGGGUGAAAAGAAGGGGUCGUCGCAGACGCUGGUGGUGAGUUUGGUGGUCGUGGCCGUGGCUGUGCCCCUGCUGCUGCUGACGGCCUGGUUUGUCCACCAAGGAAAGCGUCUUUACAACCCAAAAGUCAGCCUUCCCCCACGUUUCAAACAGCACCUUCUUGAGGGUCCGGGUGUCUCGGUCAUCCUUGCCCUGUCGUCGCAGGAGCAGUACGAUAAAAUCAGCUCCUUCUACACAGCAUGUCCACACCAGGACAUCCUUCCACAAAACCAAGAGUGUCCUCAUUUUGAGAAUAUGGAGAGCAAAGAGGAGGUCCCCCAGUACCGCAAUAUUUGGGUCUCAAGUGAAGUGCCCUAUGAAAAUAUUUAGCUGGUUUCAGAAAACGCCUCAAAGAGGAUAUGGAACGACCUGAUGAGGUCCUAAUAAAGGACAUGUUAGUUUUCUGGACGGAAGUAGAUAAAGCCGUAUCUCCCAUGACAUUUUGAGAACACCAUCUGUUACUCUCAGCUUUCUAUCAAAUAGGUGCUUAUGUUAAUUUGAAAUAUUAGAUUGUUAAAAAAAAUUUUCACUGUACACUCGGGGACAUCAUUUGGUUUCGUUUCCAUUUCACUUUGCUGUGACAGAUGUGGGUACCAGAUGUAGGACAACACAUGGUACAUUUAUACAACUGUACAUUGGAACAUGACUGAAAGAUCAAUAUUUUCUCGGCAUAUGAAUCAAUGUUGAAUCAGAAUGUUGUUCUUUGUAAUCAACACUUUACAAUGAAACUUAUCAGGUCAUGAAGACAUUCUGAUGGCCCAGAAUCAGAAUGUGGCCGUAUCUUAAACCACUAUUUGUUUUUUCUAAGUUAUCUCCUGUUGUUGUUUUUUUAAUCUGUCUACAGUUCGGUUCUACAUAAAGCAGACUGUAACAACCUGAAUCUGAUAAGUGCU
Messenger RNA from Lampris incognitus (smalleye Pacific opah), 1751 nucleotides. Its product is annotated as interleukin-10 receptor subunit beta-like. The coding region runs from base 1 to 1188 and encodes 395 amino acids. NCBI's taxonomy places the organism in Eukaryota, Metazoa, Chordata, Actinopteri, Lampriformes, Lampridae. The record is from RefSeq and is a predicted model, not a curated record. The transcript has 8 exons. Gene Ontology annotation, molecular function: protein binding.